AUGAUUCAGUAUAUGGAAGAAGCUCGAUGUCAGGGUAUGAUUCGUAUGACAGAGAAGAUUUCAUUGACUAUGGAAUAUUUAAAUUAUUUACUCGAUGUAUAUUUCUUUAGUCCUGAGGAAUUAGCCAAGAACAGCGCUGUAUUAACAUGGAAAACACGAAUUAUUCCUGAAUUUGAUGCAAAUGACAAAUUACAAGAACGAAUGCGUUCAGUUGGUGAAGCAGCUGUUGUAGCAAAACGUGAAAAAUUAAUGGCUGAAUUAAAUCGAUUGAAAAAUCGUGUUGAUGAAUUUAAUGAUUAUGGUGAAGUAGAUGCUGAAAUGCAAAAUCAAUAUGUUCAAGAUGUUCGAGGAGUUUUAAAACGUCUUCAAGAUGCAGAAAAUGAAAAAAUGUGGAUUAAUAAAGAAGAGGAUUUAUACAAACUUCCAAUUAGUAAUUAUCCUGAAGUGGAAGAGAUUCGAAAUUCAGCAGAACCAUUUCUCAAAUUAUUUACUACUGUAGUUAAGUAUACUAAAUCAGAAAGACGUUGGCUUUAUGGCGAAUUUGAUAAGUUAAACGCUGAAGCAAUCGAUGCUGAAGUAGAAGAAUAUUGGCGUGAAUUGUACAAACUCCAAAAAUUUUUCACAGCGAAAUAUAAAAAAAUGACUAUGGAAGCAGAUGAAAGAAAUAAAGCGCGGAAAAAGCGACGUCGUUUGGCAAGUAUAGACACAGGUACAACAGCUCCAGAUGUGACAAAGGAAGAUGUUACUACGAUAGUUGAACAGGAAGAUGAUGAAAUGGAAGAGGUUAAACCGCCUGCAGCUUUAAAUAUAAUUAAAGAUGUUCAAAAUGAAAUGAAAAAAUUUAAGGAAAAUAUACCAAUUAUUGCGAUAUUAUGCAAUCCAGGUAUAAGAAAACGACACUGGGAUGCAAUGUCACAGAUAGCUGGUAAAGAUUUAACACCAGAUAGUGGUACAUCAUUAGCUAAAAUGCUUCAAUUAAAUUUAGACUCAUUUAUGGAACAAUUUGCUAGUAUAUCAAGUGGAGCUAGUAAAGAAUUUACUUUAGAGACUAAUAUGAAUAAAAUGCAUGAUGAUUGGACUGAAAUAUCGUUUAAUUUAAUUCCAUAUCGUGAAUCUGGUAUAUUUAUACUUGCUUCUGUUGAUGAUAUACAACAAAUGUUAGAUGAUCAGAUAAGUAAAACACAAACAAUGCGAGGAUCACCAUUUAUUAAACCAUUUGAAAAAGAAAUUAAAGCAUGGGAAGAACGUCUUCUGCAUAUACAAGAAACAUUGGAUGAAUGGUUAAAAAUGCAAGCUCAGUGGUUAUAUCUAGAUCCGAUAUUUAGUUCAGAAGAUAUUAUGCAACAAAUGCCUGAAGAAGGACGUCUUUUUCAAGUUGUUAACCGUAAUUUCAAAGAUAUCAUGAAAAAUACAGCUAAAGAUCCAAAUGUUUUGAAGGCAACUGAUUUUCUUGGAAUUUUAGAAAAAAUUAAAGAUAGUAAUGGAUUAUUAGAUAAAAUUAAUAAAGGUUUAAAUGCUUAUUUAGAAAAGAAACGUUUAUAUUUUGCAAGAUUUUUCUUUUUAUCUAAUGAUGAAAUGUUAGAAAUAUUAUCAGAAACAAAAGAUCCAUUACGUGUACAACCACAUUUGAAAAAAUGUUUUGAAGGUAUAGCCAAAUUAGAAUUUGAUAAACAAUUGGAUAUUAAAGCAAUGUAUUCAAGUGAAGGUGAAAAAGUUCAAUUUAGUCAGCCAAUAAGUACGUCGGAAGCACGUGGUUCAGUAGAAAAAUGGCUAUUACAAGUAGAAAAGAUAAUGCUCAUGUCUGUUCGUGAUGUGAUAGCAGCUGCUAGAGAAGCUUAUGAUAAAGAAGAACGUGAAUUAUGGGUUUGUCAAUGGCCUGGACAAGUUGUUCUCUGUGUAUCACAAAUCUAUUGGACAUAUGAAGUACAUGAAUCACUUAUUUAUGGUAUUAAAGGUUUAGAAAAUUAUUAUAAAAAAUUAGAUCAACAAAUGAAUGCUAUUGUUAAAUUAGUUCGUGUAAAAUUAAAUGCACAACAACGUAUAACACUUGGAGCACUUGUUGUUAUUGAUGUACAUGCACGCGAUGUUGUUCAUGAUAUGAUUAAAUUAGGUGUUACAUCAGAAAAUGAUUUCAAUUGGUUAUCACAGUUAAGAUAUUAUUGGGAAAAUGAAAAUGUUCAGGUCAAACUUACAAAUGCUAAAGUGUCAUAUGCUUAUGAAUAUUUGGGUAAUUCUCCCCGUCUUGUCAUUACUCCACUUACGGAUCGAUGUUACCGAACAUUAAUUGGUGCUUAUCACUUGAAUUUGAAUGGCGCUCCAGAAGGCCCUGCUGGAACAGGUAAAACAGAAACGACAAAGGAUUUGGCCAAAGCACUUGCUGUUCAAUGUGUUGUAUUCAACUGCUCGGAUGGCUUAGAUUACAUUGCUAUGGGUAAAUUCUUCAAAGGACUUGCUUCUUCUGGAGCGUGGGCUUGUUUCGAUGAAUUCAAUCGUAUUGAACUUGAAGUUUUAUCCGUCGUAGCCCAACAGAUUCUUUGUAUUAUACGAGCUAUUCAAUCUCACUUAGAAGUAUUCAUAUUUGAAGGAACUGAAUUAAAUUUAAAUCGUAAUUGUUAUGUGUGUAUAACAAUGAAUCCUGGUUAUGCAGGUCGAUCGGAAUUACCAGAUAAUUUAAAAGUUUUAUUUCGUCCAGUAGCUAUGAUGGUUCCAGAUUAUGCUAUGAUUGGUGAAAUAUCACUUUAUUCUUAUGGUUUUAUGGAUGCACGUAGUUUAUCUGUAAAAAUUGUUACCACAUAUCGUUUAUGCUCAGAACAAUUAUCAUCUCAAGCUCAUUAUGAUUAUGGUAUGCGUGCUGUCAAAGCUGUUCUACAAGCAGCUGGUAAUUUAAAAUUAAAAUAUCCUGAUGAAAAUGAAAAUAUUAUUCUCUUACGUUCGAUUAUCGAUGUGAAUUUGCCUAAAUUUCUAGCUCAUGAUAUUCCUCUAUUUCGUGGUAUUAUAUCAGAUUUAUUUCCUGGUGUUACGUUGCCAGAAGCAGAUUAUAGUAUUUUCUUAGCUGAAGUACAUAAAGUAUGUCAAGAAAGAAAUAUACAAGCUGUUAACUUUUUCACUGAAAAAAUUAUACAAACAUAUGAAAUGAUGAUUGUACGACAUGGUUUUAUGCUUGUUGGUGAACCAUUUGGAUCUAAGACUACCGUGCUGCAUACAUUAGCUACAGUGAUGACACGGUUAAAUGAAAAUGGUCACGAUGAAUAUGAAAAAGUGAUUUAUAAAACAAUUAACCCUAAAGCAAUUACAAUGGGACAGUUAUUCGGUGAAUUCGAUCCUGUUUCACAUGAAUGGACUGAUGGUGUAACAGCGAAUACAUUUCGAGAAUUUGCAUCAAACGAUACACCAGAUAGAAAAUGGGUUGUAUUUGACGGACCCAUCGAUACAUUAUGGAUUGAAAGCAUGAAUACUGUAUUAGAUGAUAAUAAGAAAUUAUGUCUAAUGUCUGGUGAAAUUAUUCAAAUGUCUCGUGUAAUGAGUCUUAUAUUUGAAACAAUGGACUUAUCGCAAGCAUCACCAGCUACAGUAUCACGAUGUGGUAUGAUAUAUAUGGAGCCUUUAUCCUUAGGUUGGCGUCCACUAGUUCGCUCAUGGAUGAAUCGUUUACCAACAUCAUUAACAACUGGUGACACUAAAGAUAUGAUAAAUUCAUUCUUUGAAUGGUCUCUGGACCCGUGCAUGGAAUUUAUACAAACUAAUUGUCGUACAUUAGUAGCUACACGUCAAGGCAAUUUAGUUACAUCGUGUUUAGGAUUCAUUGAUAUGCUUAUUGAAGAUGUAGCUAAUGAAGAAGAUGCAAAUGAAAAUCGUUAUUUACGUUUAUGGUUACAAACAUCUAUUGUAUUUGGUAUUAUUUGGGGUAUUGGUGGUUGUCUAGAUUAUAAUAGCCGACAAAAAUUCGAUCAUUUCUUAAGAAAUUUAUUGUCUGGUACAAAUGAAAAACAUCCUUUACCAAAAGAAUUGGGACAAAAACUUGAUUUUCCAUUUCCAGAAUCUGGUCUCGUUUAUGAUUAUUAUUAUAAAUUCAAAAGUCGCGGUUCCUGGAGACACUGGAAUGAAAAGAAUAAAACUGAUGACCAAGUUUCUGAUAGAAAAAUACGUGAAAUUAUUGUACCUACAAUGGAUACAGCACGUUAUAAAUUUAUAGUUGAUUUAUGCAUGAAGAAACAUCGUCCACUUUUGUACGCAGGUCCAACUGGAACCGGAAAAUCAGUAUAUGUCCAAGAAAAGUUAAUGAGAGAUAUUGAUAAAGAUAAGUAUGUAGCCUAUUUUGUCAACUUUUCUGCUCAAACAAGUGCAAAUCAAACUCAGUUUAUUGUUAUGUCAAAACUUGAUAGAAGACGUAAAGGUGUUUAUGGUCCACCAAUGGGUAAAACAGCUGUCUUAUUUGUUGAUGAUUUAAAUAUGCCAACUAAAGAGAUUUAUGGAGCUCAACCGCCUAUUGAACUACUACGAAUGUUUAUUGAUCAUGGUUAUUGGUAUGAUUUAAAGGACACCACAAAAUUAAUAUUACAAGACAUUCAUUUAAUUGGAGCAAUGGGACCUCCAGGAGGUGGACGUAAUGAUGUGACACAACGUUUUAUGCGACAUUUUCAUGUAAUCAGUAUGACACCAUUUAAUGAUGAAACUAUGACAAGAAUAUUUUCAACAUUGAUGAAUAUUUAUAUACGCUCACAAGAAUUUAGUUCUGAGUAUAUAACAGUUGGUCAAAUCAUUGUAUCAUCAACGUUAGAAGUUUAUAAAGCUGCAAUUGAAAAUCUAUUGCCUACACCAGCUAAAUCACAUUAUUUAUUCAAUCUACGUGAUUUUAGUCGUGUUAUCCUAGGUACUUGUUUGAUACAAAAAGAUCGAGUUGAAAGUAAACAUACUUUUUCACGGUUAUGGGCUCAUGAAGUAAUGAGAGUAUUUUAUGAUCGUUUAACAGAUGAUGCAGAUAGAACGUGGUUAUAUGAAUUCAUUAAACGUUGUUUACAGAAUAAUUUUAAAGAGAAAUUUGAUCAAUUGUUUUCUCAUUUGACUAUGAAAGAAGGUGAAGAAAUCCGUGAAACACAUUUGAGUAGUUAUUUAAUGUUUGGUGAUUUUAUGAAUCCUGAAUCAAUGCCAGAAGAUAGAGUCUAUGAAGAAAUUAAAGAUAUUCAAGCAAUGUAUCCUAUUGUGGAACAUUGUUUAGAAGAUUACAACAAUGCUAACAAAAAGAAAAUGUCAUUAGUCAUAUUUAGAUAUGUUCUGGAGCAUUUAUCAAGAAUUUGUCGGAUCCUUCGAGUUCCUGGCGGUCACGCAUUACUAGUUGGUGUUGGUGGUUCUGGGCGUCAAUCACUAACUAGAUUAGCAUCAGCAAUGGCAGGUUAUACAGUAUUUCAACCUGAAAUAUCUAAAAAUUAUGGUAAAAAUGAAUGGCGUGAAGAUAUAAAGACUUUACUACGACGAGCUGGCGCAGAAGGUAAAAAUACUGUCUUUCUAAUGACUGAUAGUCAAAUCAAAGAAGAAACUUUCUUAGAAGAUAUAGAUAGUUUACUCAAUUCUGGUGAAGUUCCAAAUCUUUAUAGUUCUGAAGAAAAAGCUGAAUUAAUGGAUAUCAUACAAAGUAGUCUUGCAGCAUCAGGUGGACAUAAAUCACUUGAUCUAUCACCUUUAGCAUUGUAUGCUUUAUUUGUGGAUAGAUGUCGAGAAAAAUUGCAUGUAGUUAUGGCAUUUUCACCUAUAGGAGAAGCAUUUAGAAAUCGUUUAAGACAAUUCCCUGCUUUAAUUAACUGCUGCACCAUUGAUUGGUUUCAGCCUUGGCCGGAAGAUGGUUUAGUUCGAGUUGCCAAUAAAGCACUUCAAAAUUUGGAUAUGGAAAAUGAUAUUCGUGAAUCUACUGUACAUUUAUUCAAAUAUUUUCACACUUCAAUUACACCAUUAGCUGAGAAAUUUUUGAUGAAUUUAGGUCGAAAAACUUAUGUAACACCAACUUCAUAUUUAGAAUUAAUUGAUAGUUUUCAAAGAUUAUUAACUCAAAAACAAAAUGAUACAAUGAAAGCUAAAAUGCGCUAUGUCAAUGGCCUAGAUAAAUUAGCGUUCGCUGCAGAACAAGUAGCUGAUAUGCAAAUCAAAUUAGAAGAACUUCAACCUCAGCUUGUAUUAGCCAGUGAAGAGAAUGAAAAACUUUUAACUGUUAUAGCUACAGAAUCAGUGACAGUUGAAGAACAACGUGUUAAAGUAAAAGCUGAAGAAGAAAUUGUCAAUCAAAAAGCUGAUGCUUCUAAAGCAUUAAGUGAUGAAUGUCGAGCUGAUUUAGCUGAAGCACAACCUGCAUUAGAAGCGGCUCUUUCUGCAUUAGACACACUUAAACCAUCUGAUAUUACAAUAGUGAAAUCAAUGCAAAAUCCUCCACCUGGUGUCAAACUUGUCAUGGAAGGUGUUUGUGUUAUGCGUGAUAUUAAACCAGAUAAAGUAAAUGAUCCAUCAGGAACCGGUAAAAAGAUUAAUGAUUAUUGGGGACCAUCAAAGAAACUACUUGGUGAUUUGAAUUUUUUAAAUCUAUUGAAGGAGUAUAACAAAGAUAAUAUCAACCCAACGAUCAUGCAACGUAUACGAAAAGAUUUCAUGACAAAUCCUGAAUUCGACCCAACCAAAGUAGCUCGUGCUAGUUCAGCUGCUGAAGGUUUAUGCAAGUGGAUAUUAGCUAUGGAACAGUAUGAUCGUGUAGCUAAAAUUGUAGCACCAAAGCGUAUUAAAUUAGCUGAAGCUGAAGCAGAAUUAACAGAGAAUAUGGCAUGUUUAAAAAAGACACAAGAUGCAUUAGCUGAAGUUGAAGCUAAAUUAGAAAAUUUACAAAAUCAACUUAAAUCUACACAAAACGAGAAAAAACGCCUGGAAGAUGAAGUAUCAAAUUGUGCAACUAAAUUAGAAAGAGCUACAAAGUUGAUAGGUGGUUUAGGUGGUGAAAAAGACCGUUGGCGUCAAGCAGCUGAAUAUCUUGAAAAAUUAUAUGAUAAUCUUAUUGGUGAUGUACUGAUAUCAGCUGGAAUAAUUGCUUAUUUGGGACCAUUUACAUCGACUUACAGAGAAGAAUGUAUUUCAAAUUGGAUUAUUCAAUGUAAACAACAAAAUAUCACUUGUUCUGAACCUUUUUCAUUAACUCAAUGUCUUGGUGAUCCGGUAAAAAUUCAACAAUGGAAUAUCGAUGGUUUGCCACGUGAUGCUUUUUCGAUAGACAAUAGUGUUAUUGUAGCAAAUGCUAGAAGAUGGCCACUGAUGAUUGAUCCACAAGGUCAAGCUAAUAAAUGGAUAAAGAAUAUGGAAAAAGAUACAGGAAUCACUGUUGUCAAAUUAACAGAUAAUGAUUUCAUUAGAAAUUUAGAAAAUGGUAUUCAAUUCGGUACACCAAUACUUUUGGAAAAUGUCGGUGAAGAUUUAGAUCCAAGUUUGGAACCUCUAUUACUAAAACAAACAUUUAAACAAGGUGGUGUGGAUAUGAUACGUUUAGGUGAAAAUAUCAUUGAGUAUUCAAAAGAUUUUCGUUUGUACAUCACAACUAAACUAAGAAAUCCACAUUAUUUACCAGAAAUUGCUGUGAAAGUUUCAUUAUUAAACUUUAUGAUUACGUUAGAAGGUUUAGAAGAUCAGUUACUGGGUAUUGUUGUCGCUAAAGAAAAACCAGAACUUGAAGAAGCUCGUCAAGAAUUAAUAAUAACAACAGCAAAUAAUAAACGUAUGCUUAAAGAAACUGAAGACAAGAUAUUAGCUACUUUAUCAGAAUCUGAAGGGAAUAUUUUAGAGAAUGAAGCUGCUAUUGAAAUACUUGAUUCAUCUAAAUUAAUUUCAGAUGAUAUUUUCAAAAAGCAAAAAGUUGCUGAAGAAACCCAAAAGAAGAUUGACAGUGCGAGAAUGGAUUAUUCAUCAAUUGCUAAACAUUCUGCUGUACUCUUCUUUUCAUUAACAGAUCUACCUAAUAUCGAUCCAAUGUAUCAAUACUCAUUAGCAUGGUUUGUAAAUCUCUACGUUAAUUCAAUUCACGAUAGUAAUAAAUCAAAAAUAUUGGAAAGACGAUUACGCUAUUUAAAAGAUCAUUUUGAAUAUAAUCUGUAUACAAAUGUAUGUCGUUCAUUAUUUGAAAAGCAUAAAGUAUUGUUCGCAUUUAGUAUGUGUAUCAAUAUUGUUAAAUCUCGAGGUGAACUAGAAAUGAAUGAAUUUAUGUUCUUUUUAACUGGAGGUGUUGGAUUAGAAAAUAAAUUAGCUAAUCCAGCUAAUAAUUGGUUAUCGGACAAAUGUUGGGAUGAAAUAUGUCGUUUAUCAGCAUUAAAAGGAUUUGAAACAUUUCGUGAACAUUUUACAACACAUUUAAAUGAAUGGAAACAAUAUUAUGAUAGUAAAGAUCCUCAAGAAGAUAAACUACCUGAACCAUGGGAUAAAUUAGAUGUAUUUAAAAGUUUGAUUAUACUUCGAUGCAUACGUCCAGAUAAGGUGGUUCCUGGUGUAAUGAAUUAUGUGAGGGAGAAGUUGGGCAGGAAAUUUGUUGAACCUCCACCAUUCGAUUUGGCGAAAUCUUAUCAAGACUCAAGUUGUACCACACCACUAAUUUUUAUUCUUUCUCCUGGAGCUGAUCCAACAAUGGCGUUAUUGAAAUUCGCUACAGACAAAGGUUUUGGAGGUGCACGCUUUCAGUCUAUUAGUCUUGGACAGGGUCAAGGUCCAAUCGCGGCAAAAAUGAUCGCACAGGGUAAACAAGACGGAUCUUGGGUUUUAUUGCAAAAUUGUCAUUUAGCUGUGAGUUGGAUGACGGCACUUGAGAAAAUUUGUGAAGAUAUGACUGUGGCGAAUACGAAUGCAUCAUUUCGUUUAUGGCUUACGAGUUAUCCAUCACCAAAGUUUCCAGUUACUGUCCUACAAAACGGUAUUAAAAUGACAAAUGAACCACCUACUGGUUUAAGACAAAAUCUUUUACAGUCUUAUUUAAAUGAUCCAAUAUCUGAUCCAGAGUUUUUCAAUGGCUGUCCAAAUAAAGAAGCUAUUUUUGAGAAAUUAUUGUUCGGCUUGUGUUUCUUUCAUGCUCUUGUACAAGAACGUAUUAAAUUUGGUCCACUUGGAUGGAAUAUACCUUAUGGAUUUAAUGAAUCAGACUUACGUAUAUCAGUCAGACAGUUACAAAUGUUUGUAAACGAAUAUGAUAAGGUUCCAUAUGAUGCUAUCCAGUAUAUGACUGGUGAAUGUAACUAUGGUGGUCGAGUAACAGAUGAACGUGACCGUAGAUGUUUAAUGACAAUAUUAUUAGAUUUCUUAUGUCAAAAUGUUGUAAGUGAUCCACACUAUAAAUUUUCUCCAAGUGGUUUGUAUUAUGCUCCACCCAAAAUGGAAUAUAAUGAAUAUUUGGAAUUUAUUAAAGGUUUGCCCGCUAUACAAGCUCCUGAAGUGUUUGGAAUGCAUGGAAAUGUUGAUAUCACACGGGAGUUGAGUGAAACACGCACAUUGUUCGAUUCAAUUCUAUUAACUGUUGGUCAGACAUCAUCGGAAGUGGGUGGAUUUACGGAUUCACGAAUUGAUGCAAUAGCUAAUGAUAUCCUCGGUAAAUUACCAAACGCCUAUGAUAUAUCUGAAGCAUAUAAAAAAUAUCCAGUCAAGUAUGAAGAAAGUAUGAAUACUGUUCUUGUACAAGAAAUGGAACGUUUUAAUAAUUUAACAACAAUUAUCAAAUCAACAUUGAAUGAUCUUAGAAAAGCAAUCAAAGGUCUUGCAAUUAUGUCUGAUAGUUUAGAAUCCUUAGCAACUGCUUUGUCUAUUGGAAAGUUACCAGCUAUAUGGGCACAUCGAUCAUAUCCAAGUUUGAAGCCUCUUGGAUCAUAUAUCAGUGAUCUUAUUGCAAGGUUAAACUUCUUUCAAGAAUGGUUUAUUCAUGAUAAACCAUCAACUUAUUGGGUAUCUGGAUUCUUUUUUACACAAGCAUUUUUAACUGGAGUUUUACAAAAUUAUGCACGUCGAACAAAAAUUCCCAUUGAUCUAUUGGCUUUUGAUUUUGAAGUUCGUCCAACACACAAAGAAACUAAAGAUCCUCCUAAUGGGGCUUAUAUUCACGGCUUGUUUUUGGAUGGAUGUCGUUGGGACUAUGACAGCAUGGAACUUGGUGAACAAUAUCCAAAAAUAUUAAACGAACCGAUGCCAAUUAUCUGGUUGAAACCUAUAAUUCGCGAGGAACUUGAGGCAUUAUCAACCAAACUAAUUAGAUACAGUUGUCCAGUUUAUAAAACAAGUGAACGUCGUGGUACACUUUCUACAACUGGACAUUCAACCAAUUUUGUUUUACCGAUAUUACUCCCAACAAGUGUUAAUCCAAAUCAUUGGAUAAAACGAGGAGCUGCUCUUUUGUGUCAGUUAGAUGACUAA
Messenger RNA from Schistosoma curassoni, 10404 nucleotides. NCBI's taxonomy places the organism in Eukaryota, Metazoa, Platyhelminthes, Trematoda, Strigeidida, Schistosomatidae. The record is from the annotation of a GenBank genome assembly.